UUAAUUCUGAGUGACUCAACUCUCUUAAUAAGAUCCUCAGUAAUCACCGUUAUUUAUUUUUUAGAUUUGUCAAAGAUAGAUAAAAUGAUGAAAGAUCUCACGGUCAAUUUGCAAUCUGCAUCAUGGAAAACCGAGUCUUUCAAUCAUCAGCUAGAUCAACUACAACAGAAAGUACAAGCAAUAAGUAACUGCAUCAUUGAACGUGAGCGAGAUUACAUUCCUCCAGCAAUGACACUAAAUUCUGAUCCGAUCUGGAUCAGCAAGAUGGAUCUACCAAACAAUAAGUUGAAAUCGUCUACAGCCGAUGCAUCGCCUGUAUCGAUAGUACAAAAUAAGGAGUUAGAUCUACCAAGCGAUAAGUUGAAAUCGUUUCAAAGAUCAGCUACAGAGUUUCGUGAACCAGCACCAUCACGUGAGUCGAUACCUUUGAUAUCCGAGCAUAAUCUGGUAGUACUACCAAAUUACAACCUAGAAUCAUCACCGAAAGACUUCCCUGAUAGUCCAGACGUCGCGAUAAAAACAGUCAACACACAUGAAUUAGAACAUGUACAAGAAUCGAAUCAUGCAGCUGAUAAAGUGAAGUCCUCGGAUGAUCAUCAAUCAAUCGUAGUACAUAAGGAAAAGACAAUCGACCUUGGAGGACCAGACUCUUGUGUAGUGAACGCCACUCGUCUUUCCUUGUGCAAUCACACAUCUGCCUCUAAGUUGAUAUGCGAAAUGAUGUCUUUGCUAUUUUCAAAAGAAGAGUUAGCUACCUCCUCGCUUACAGGAACUGUGGCAAAUUUUCAUCGCGAAAAAGCAUACGUUAAGAACAAAUUUCCAAUAGAAAAAGAUUUCGACAAGAUGUUCCGCAAAGCAGUGCAGCAGAAGUGCAAUAAUGCAGUUCCUCGAAAUAGAGGAUCAAAUAAUAAAGGAGAAACCAACAAGUAAAGUUAAAGGAACCAGCAUAUAUAAAGGCGAAAAACCCAAAGAACGCAGAUUAAGCGUCGUAAAUAAGUCGAAUAACGGUUAGUUUCCAGUGUUUUUAAUAAUCGGGACCAAUACAACUAGUCAGAUUAUUGUAUUAUUAUUUGUACUUGAUCUUGCGAAUGAAAGUACAAUUAAUGUCACAGUGUU
Messenger RNA from Formica exsecta, 1116 nucleotides. RefSeq lists its product as uncharacterized. The record is from RefSeq and is a predicted model, not a curated record. NCBI's taxonomy places the organism in Eukaryota, Metazoa, Arthropoda, Insecta, Hymenoptera, Formicidae. The transcript has 4 exons. Bases 85 to 930 code for a protein of 281 amino acids.